UGCAUUUGUGUUGUGACUGCACGUUCAGAUUAGAGAAGGGGACCAACCAAGCAACCAUGGCAAAAAGUGAUGGGUGCGAUUAUUUUAAGAGGACCAGUCUUUUCUGGAUAAUUACAGUAACGCUUUCAAUGGGAUACUUCACUUGUGUAGUCUUCAUGCCGGAACAUGUCCCUUAUGACAACCUGGGCCCACUCGGCUCGCUAUCCAAAUACCUGGUGCACAACCAUCAUGAACUCAUGGUACAAGGUUGGUGGGCAGCCUGGGCCAUCCAUGUAUUUGAAGCUCUUGUUGCCAUGAGGAUCUGUAGAGCAAAAGGGAUUGCCGGACCAACGACUCGCUUACUUUGGUUUGUCCAAACGAUACUGUUUGGCUUUGCUUCGCUGGGCCUGCUCAUCAAGUACAAGCCUGACCGGCUUAAACACCAGUGAGACUCCAAUUACCACAAUGCUGUACUUUAGUAAAAGGAUACAUGGGUUGAAGCAGCUUCUGAACUGGGCCAGUAUUGAGUGUCUAUGAAUGAGUUUGCUGUGAAUCUCUGAAACCUUUUUUGGGUUGCUAACAUUGAUAACCAUGGAAUUCUAUUCACUCAUUAUGAAUUUAGGUACUUAACUUUUUCGUUGUUAGUAUAGUAUAUUACUAUAGUAACAAGAGAAAUACACUCUCUAAGCUUGAGGCCUUCUGAUCAACUGUGAGGGUAGAAAUGUAUCAACAGUUGUUUACAGUAAAUAAUACAUUAGAUUUAAAGUAAAUAAUACACAUUCCUCCCAAAGGAAUUGGUCUACUUUGUCAGAUUAUUUCUAAAAUAUAAUUAGCAAUGUUUUCAAUAGAUUAUGAACCAUGUUUAUCUGGAACAUAAUUUGGGAUUAUGACAAAUCAUUGUCUGAUUUAUGCAAUUAAAACUUGUAAGGGCAUUAAAUAAAUUGUUGCUUCA
Messenger RNA from Hypomesus transpacificus, 931 nucleotides. It is a transcript of the gene tmem254, whose product is annotated as transmembrane protein 254. The transcript has 4 exons. NCBI's taxonomy places the organism in Eukaryota, Metazoa, Chordata, Actinopteri, Osmeriformes, Osmeridae. The record is from RefSeq and is a predicted model, not a curated record. Bases 57 to 428 code for a protein of 123 amino acids.